AUGCCAGCUGCAACAUACCCAGCCAAGCGUUCUGCUCCCUGGCUGAACCUGAGCUACUGCUUGCUCUCCGACCAUCUCCUCCACCUCAUCCACUUCAACGUGCUCCGGGGCCUCUCUUACAACAAAAAGUUUCUCCAACCAUGCGCCUUCUCUAAGUGCAGCAGCACGCCAUCAAUCACUCUGAAACGCAUCCUGCCGCAUAUUCCAGAUGAAAGCAUCCUCAGGGCUCUGCGGCUCCCCGAAAACUUGACUCCCACAAGCCUGCAGCUCUCAUGCCGCCACUCCAGCUGGAUUGACGUGUUUCCCUUUCCGGAGAUGAGAGACAAUCUGAUUCGGUACGAGGACUACUUUAGUCAUGCGGAGUUUCUGACAGACGUGCUGGGGAAUCUAAUUAGCUGCAUGGACAGUUCGUGUGACUCGCCUGCCAGGAUGGCAAACGCGCUGCCGGGAUCCAAGGAUCAUGACGAUGCUCCUGACCGCAGGGGGCUGAUCUUGUGGGGGGAGCCGUACCAGCGGGAGAGCUGGGAGGUGACUCCGGGGUUUCUUAGAAAGUGGUGGUGGGUGGUGAAGGGAUGUGGUGGGUUGAUUGAUUCGACUAAUAGAUGGAGGACGGUGAGGGGGGAGAGACCAUUGCGGAUGGCUAUACUGUCACAGUAG
Trichoderma asperellum CBS 433.97 is the source of this 657-nucleotide messenger RNA. RefSeq lists its product as uncharacterized. The record is from RefSeq and is a predicted model, not a curated record. NCBI's taxonomy places the organism in Eukaryota, Fungi, Ascomycota, Sordariomycetes, Hypocreales, Hypocreaceae.